Messenger RNA from Cuscuta europaea, 3262 nucleotides. Lineage: Eukaryota; Viridiplantae; Streptophyta; Magnoliopsida; Solanales; Convolvulaceae. The record is from the annotation of a GenBank genome assembly.
GAAACUAUUGCAUUAACUUUAAUCAACUUAGAAACUAUUGCAAGUAAAUUCUUUGGAUAAGAUAUGCGUCUUCUCAUAUCUCAACGCCGCUCAUUUCUCUAACAAUAUCGCAGUCCUCCAAAGCUUCGUCGUUACAGCUAUACUCUCACGGUUUGAUGGGUUAGACUACAGUCCACACAAAGGAAAUAAGUUAGGCUUUACGCCGUCGCUCAACACAGAGAGGUCCGCCAUGGCUAUUUCAUCGAUUUCCGCUCUGAGUUUCAGCCCAAUCGUAUGCAUGUUCACCAUCCUUUACAUGUUUCUUGCCGUUCUUCUUAAAAAGGAAAACAUGAAUUUAAUCCUCUGCUGCAGGGAAAGCUAAAAUAUGUCCAUAAGUCUCUCCACUUUUCUUGUCCCUCACAUAACGUGUGGUUUGGUAAGGAGGAAAAGGAAAAUAAGUGGAAUUUAAAUCCCUUAGUUGCAAAUAGCGAUCAUUCAUCUGGGGAGGAGAAGCCAAGAGCCAUGGAGGAAGAGGAUGCAUCUUCUGAUAUUGCCAAACCGUCACUUAGAAGGUCAUCUCUAACAGCCAGAGAAAAGCUAAGGGCUGCUCGUGUUCUCAACCGUUACAAUGAACCAAACACCGCCUCUAAACCAAUGGCGGGAAACAAACUGUUUGACGUUUUACGUGAGGCUGAGAAGGGGAAGAAGAAAGGCCUUCCUGAGGCACCUAAUAACAUGUUAGAUGAUAGCAAACGCGGGCUUCCGAAAGCUGGCUUGACUUUUGACUUUCCAGGAGGAUCCGAUGUGUUCCUUAUUGUGUUUUCGUUUGUUUUUAUCAGCACAGUUAUGUUUGGGACAACUUACAUUGUUUGGAAAAUGGGUGCCAUUCAUUUCAAUGAAUACUAGGUAUUGUGAUUUAUAGAUAGGUAGGUAUCCUUUUCUCUGUUUCUAUUAUAUAUUCAGCAACAAGAUACCUUGCUUGGAAAAUGGGUAACAAUUAUACUGUUUUUUUUAACCCGGAAGGCAAACCACCAAAAUCAGUGGGGUAAAUGUUCCCCCACUGAUUUUAUUAAGAGUAAGAAUACAAAACGAGGGGGGACAAGACCAAAACCCCUCCAGAAGAUACAACUCACCUGAAAAAUGACGCAAGAAGAAAUUAAGAAAACUCUAUGGGGGGUUAGGCCUGACCCAAAGAGAUACACUAAUAAACUAAUCUAAUAGUGGGAAUACCAAAUACGGAGUAAAUCAGAGUAAUAAGCACGACGGGCUGAAAUAGGAAGAUCUGAAGCCCGGAAAAUUUUUGAUGUUGGGCCGUGGCAUGAUCGGCUAAAUAAUGCGAAACCCAGUUACAAAACAUGUUGAAAUAAUGACCCCUUUCCUAUUUGCCCUUAGUAGCAUUUCCUGGAACUCCUUCCGUCUUCCCGCACCGCCAUCCGUCAGAUAACCCACCGCCACUGCAGCAUCCAUUUCAACAAUGAAAUCCGAAAAGCCAAUUGAUAGUAACCAAUUCGUCGCAUAUAGAGCCGAAGCAAGCUCAGCUUCUAGAGGCGAGGAUGCAAGCAGGGGAAAAGAAAUAGCCAAGAUGAACUCGCCAUCCACAUUUCUCAGAACCGCACCACCUGCCGUCGUUCCAGGGGUUGUCUGGGAUGCCAAGCAUGCUUGAAUGAAAAUGUAGAAGAAAGCUCAUCCCUCACCAUGUUGUAGGCAGAUUUUAAGGAGAAAUUGCCAUCAUCUUCAGGUGGUCAGCUGCAAGCAAAUGGAUGGGAAUGGCACUCAGAACAUGCUUAAUAAGGAUUAAUCGACCUCCCUGAGAUAAGUUUCUUUGCUUCCAAGGGGAAAGUUUUUUUUCAAACUGAUUUAUGAGCAUGUCACAAUAACUGAACCUAUUGAUGCCUUUGUGUAGAUUAACACCCAGAUAUUUAAUAGGUAGAGAAGCUUUUUGCAUGCCCAGAAUCUUAUGAAUAGCCUUAAUCCUAGGUCUGGCAAACUUACCACAAAUAAAUGAACUUUUCUCCAAAUUCACAGACUGUCCAGAAGCAUCUUGAUAAGAUUUGAGAAACUUUUUAAAACUCAGCAGAGAUCUAGAGUCACCAUUAAGAAAAAAAUAAGAAGAUCACCAGCAAAACCAAGAUGAGACACCGGGUACCCCACAUUCCCCAUCCAAUAGAGUUGAAUAAAACCACUAUCAAUGUUCCAUUUUAAGCCUUUGAAAAAAGCUUCAGAGACAAUAAUAAAGAGGAAAGGACUCAUUUAUUGUAACAUUAACUUGUUAUUUUCUUGGGUGUUAAUAUAUACUUACAUUUCAUCCAAAAAAAAGAGGAAAAGACUCAAAGGAUCCCCCUGUUUGACUCCCCAUUUAGGCUGGAAAAAACCUUGAGGAAUCCCAUUGAUCAAAAUAGACAAAUAGGUGGAUUUCAAGUUGUUCAGAACAAGCUGAACAAAAUUCUGACAGAAACCAAAUUUAGGAAGAAUCAAUCCCAGAAAAUCCCAGGAAAGCUUAUCAAAAGCCUUAGUCAUAUCAAGUUUCAUCACCACAUUAGAUCCCCUAAUCUUCUUAUCUAUAGAAUGGAUCAUUUCCUGUGCAAUCAGCACUUGAUCAGUAACAUCUCCGUUUUGCAUGAACCCUGCUUGCUCAGGAGAGAUUAUUUUUGGUAAAGCAGUAGUAAGUCUGGUGGCCAACACUUUUGUGCACACUUUACUCGCAAAAUUAGAUAGGCAAAUAGGUCUAAAAUCCGAGAAGGGUUCAGGGUUAUCCUUUUUGGGAAUUAGGACCAUCAAACUGCUAGCCAUACCCCUAUGAAUAGAGAUACCCAUAAAAAUUUCUUGAACAGCACUGACCACAUCAAUACCAACAAUAUCCCAGCAUGUUUUAAAAAAUUUCCCAUUAAAACCAUCCGAGCCUGGAGCUCCAUUUAGAUUUAAAUUCCAGACUGCAGUUUUAACUUCAGUUUCAGUAGGCAUUUGCAUAAGCAUGUUAUUGUCAUCUUCACUAAUCAACUGAGGUAUAUGCUGUAGGAUGGAGUUAUCUUCCACAUGAGAAUCUACUGAAUAAAGAUUUGAAAAGAAGGAGACUGCUGCAUUACCAAUCUCAUGUAACUGUGUAACAGAAUUUCCAUCUUCAUCCAAAAUGGCAUUGAUAAUAUGUUUCCUGUUUCUAAUCUUUACAAAGGAGUGGAAAAAUUUGGUAUUAGCAUCUCCAUCUUUAAGCCAUCGAAUAUGCGCCUUUUGUUUCCAGAAUUUUCUCUCCAUUUUAUACUUGGUCAUAAGAAGAGCCCUUGAAUGA